Molecule: messenger RNA, 537 nt
Organism: Fusarium venenatum
Lineage: Eukaryota; Fungi; Ascomycota; Sordariomycetes; Hypocreales; Nectriaceae
Source: RefSeq, a predicted model, not a curated record
AUGCAUUUCAAACUCCUCUCCAUCAUGGCCCUUGCUGGCUUCGCUGCUGCAGCUCCUAGCUCUCCUCAAGCCUUCAAGGACCUCCCCGACGGUCCUUACAAAGGUGUCAACAACGCUGACGGUUCCUCCACGGUGACAAACCUGGAGACUGGGCAGUCUUUCGACUUCAAAGCUCCUGCUCCUGCUCCUGCAAAGCGAUCUAUUGAGAAGCGGUUCACGGAUUGCUGGGGCUAUGAGCUUGACCACAGCGGUGUUGACGAGGCCGUCACCUCGCUGAAGAAUUGGGCUGGUACCGGCCAAGACUGGUCCAGUCAGGGGACCCCGAGCUACUUCGGUUACAACGCCCGAGGAGUCUACGUCUAUUACUGUAUCAAUGCUCCCAACAGCGCCGGCAAUAUCGACGUUCAAGACAUUAACUACGCUCUUGGCCAGAUGGAUGCCGUGUGCAAGCGAUAUGAGGCUAGCUACUUCCGUUGGGAGGGUAGCGUCGAGAUCAUUGGCAAUGCCCGCUCUGGUACUGCCGUCUGCCGAGGCUAA